AUGGCUUCAAACGAAACAAUCCAAAAUCUUAUUAUUCAUUAUGAUCUUAGCCAACAUCCAGAAUACUCGGAAAUAUUCGGAGGUGUUUUUUCCUUCUUGGUCCCGAACGAGAAACAAGUAGUCUGUAUCUAUGGGCCUGAUGCACAAAGUAAUCGCGCCCAUCCAAACACUCGAGGAAUAAGUGAAUUCGUAAUAUUUCGAGCUUUUAUCUCCCAUGCGCUGGAAGCAAAUCAAGCGGCCUUAACUGACAUUGAAUUCAUCUCAAAAUUUACGUCCGAAUUAUGGCAAUCGAUGGAUCCCGCAUUACAACAGAUAUUCAAAAACUUUUCAGAGAGAUUAAAGAUGGACUUUAGAUAUCACACUUUUGUUCCCUAUGCUCUGAAUUUUGACAAGCCAAGCAGACCGUAUCUUUCUCCUAUGAAAUUGGUCUGGGAACCCAUAAUUACUCCCGAAACUUUUGAGAGGAGUCUUUAG
Messenger RNA from Acaulospora morrowiae, 474 nucleotides. NCBI's taxonomy places the organism in Eukaryota, Fungi, Glomeromycota, Glomeromycetes, Diversisporales, Acaulosporaceae. The record is from the annotation of a GenBank genome assembly.